Molecule: messenger RNA, 807 nt
Organism: Phragmites australis (common reed)
Lineage: Eukaryota; Viridiplantae; Streptophyta; Magnoliopsida; Poales; Poaceae
Product: fasciclin-like arabinogalactan protein 7
Exons: 2
Coding region: 1-807 (268 amino acids)
Source: RefSeq, a predicted model, not a curated record
AUGAAGUGCGCCAUCGCGUUGCUCACCAUCGUAAUGUCGGUGUCCGUCCUGCACGCCGGCGCGCACCGGCCGCUCGUCAAGUUGCCACUGCAGAGCAGCGACGCCGACACAUGGCCCUCUGCUUCCCAGGCCAAGCGCGCCAACCUCACAGAGAUUCUCACCCUCGACGGGCCCUUCCGCACAUUCCUCACGCACCUGCAGCAGACCAACCUCGUCGAGGUGUUCCAGAAACAGGCCUACUGGACCGACCAGGGCAUCACCAUCCUUGUCCCCGUCGACAGGGCCUUCGCCGCCAUCAAGCCGUCGGUGCUGUCGGGUCUUUCCAAGCACCAGCUCAAGAACCUGAUGUUGUACCACUCGCUGGCCAAGCGCUACGAGCUCGCGGAAUUCGAGGGUCUGAGCCGGAGCAACCCGGUGACGACGCUCGCCGGCGGGCUGUACACGGUGAACGUGACGUACGACGGAGGCACCAUCCACGUGCGAUCGAGGUGGACCGACGCCAAGAUCAUCGGGAGCGUGUCCGUGGCCGCGCCCAUGGCGGUGUACGAGCUCGACAGGGUGCUGCUCCCGGACUCGCUCUUCCGCGCCCAGCCGCCCGUGGCGGCAACUGCUGACGAGCCCACGCCCGCGCCGAGCAACGAGGAUGCCAGCGCGCCCGUGUCGGAGUCGGCAGAUCCCGUCGUGCCGAGGCAGUACGGUUCGGCGGGAGUGGCGGACGCCGCGAGCUCGGCGCGCGGAGCCGGAGAUCGGUUCGCGAGCUAUGCGGCCACCGCGGCUCUCGGUGCAAUGGCACUGGUGGCAUUGUAA